AUGCAAGCCAUAGAUGUGGUAAAUAAUAACCAAAAAACACAAGCUCUUUUAAUCCCAAAGGUUGAAUGGAUAAGACUAAAAAAGAUUUUGACCAAAAAGGAUGAUGAUAUAGCUACAAUUGAGAUGAUAAAGCGAUUAAAAGACGAACGGCAAGCUACAUCCAAAGCCAUAAAAGAAACAUGGGACGCUACUGUACUGAAUAAAAGAAAGAAAGAACUAGAAAACAGACGAAAGUUAGUAGCAAGUAAUGAAGCCAGACAACUUAAAAGAGACGAAAUUAUGAAACUCGAAAUUUUGGAGCGCAGAAAUGCCAUUGUAGAAAAGUUUCGGUUGAAGAAAUGGUCGGACAGAGAUUCGACAAAAGCGCUCGCCAGAGAAGUGCACAAGAUGGAGGUGCUUAGAGAGAGAUCUAUUCAAAUUAAAUUCAAUGAGGAUCAGAAAGCGAAGGAAUUGGAAGCAGAUCGUUUAUUAAAGAUGGAACAAAAUUUAGAUGCUGAACGAUAUAAGACGGAUCAAUGGGAACAGAAAUUGAAACAAGCUGAAACGAAAAAAGCUAAUGCUGCUUUUUUCCUAAAAGAAUUGAAAGAACGAGAGAAUAUAAAGCGUGACAAUGAUAUUAAAUUAAGAGAAGAAGGUAAAGCUGAAUUGCAGAGAAUUGCAAAUGAAAUCGAGGAAGAUAGAGAGAAAAAAAAAGCUAAAACUCUAGCAACGAGAGAGAAUUUAAUAAAUCACUUAAAUGAAAAUAGAAAAAUUGUGGCUGAAAACAUUAAGCUGCGUCAGUUAGAAGAUCAAGAGGAAAAUUUAGUAGUAUCAAUAAUGGCUGAGGCAAAGAAGAAAAUAGCUAAAACAAGAAAACUGAAAGAAAUAGAAAUUUUAAAAGAAAAACAAAAAUUAUUAGAAAAAAUGGUUGAAACUGCAGACACGGGUCAGGAUAAAGAAGAGGUUUCAUUUCAAAACGCAGUCGAAGAAAAAGAGCGGAAGUAUCAAAGAGAAGAACUUAAAAAUAAGGGUUUGAUAAAAAAUAGAGAAGAAGAUUUCGAGGCCAGUAAGAAGAUCUUGGAUGAAGAAAAUAGAAAGGAAAAAGAACGUUUGACACUGAGUCAUCAGUGGGAACUGGAAAGGCGCCUAAGAGAGACUGAGAUGUUAUGCUUACUCGAAGAGUCAAGUAAACAGGCAAAGACCAGAGAAACUAACUGUUUUCGAAAGAAUCUCAAUUUACAAUGUGAUAACAAUAGAGCAGCUAGUAGAGCUAACAAACGGGUAGAUGUUGAAAAAUAUAAUGCACAAUUAAAACUUUGGAAACAACAGGACGAGGAGUUUAUGACCCACACCAACAAUUUGAUAACUAAAUAUAAAAAAGCUGGGACAUCUGUCAUACCAUUAAUGAAAGCUAUCAAGGAUUAUAAGAAAAAUAACAAAUUACUCAGCAUGCAGUGA
Macrosiphum euphorbiae (potato aphid) is the source of this 1437-nucleotide messenger RNA. Lineage: Eukaryota; Metazoa; Arthropoda; Insecta; Hemiptera; Aphididae. The record is from the annotation of a GenBank genome assembly.